Aspergillus oryzae RIB40 is the source of this 591-nucleotide messenger RNA. RefSeq lists its product as uncharacterized. The coding region runs from base 1 to 591 and encodes 196 amino acids. The transcript has a single exon. The record is from RefSeq and is a predicted model, not a curated record. Lineage: Eukaryota; Fungi; Ascomycota; Eurotiomycetes; Eurotiales; Aspergillaceae.
AUGCUUCACAAGACAAUAUGCAAGCAUCUCCUUGACCCGCUUUACGUCUACCAUUUUGUUGAUGAUCCUGUUCAGGCGGAGAAACGCGUGGUUGCAAACAGGCUGUUGAACAAGCGCAAAGGAGAAGUGAUGAAUGCAGGAAAGCAAGUCCUCGGUACCAGAAAGCCUGGUGCCAAGAAGAGGUCUGGCAAAGCUGCUAAAGCCGUUACCCCACCCACAGAUGAAGCUCCUUCAGAUACCCCAGCAAGCUCUAGCACUGGUGUUGAAGUUGGAACACUCACCCCUGACGGCCUCUCUCGGAUGGUGAAAGCCGAGCAAAUGAGCUCCUCUCCCAUGCUUAGCAUUGGUACGCCGACUCCAACAUAUACAGCAGCUGCCCAGCAGUAUUCGUCUACCCCUAUGAUGGGAAACGUUGCUAUGUCGCACCUCCACAAUCGCCGGAUGACUGCGCCCACUUCCCACCCAAGGCCUAUAAUGAUGAAUCCAAACAUGCCUUACCACACUCGUGGCAGCUCUAACAACUUUGGUACCAGCCGGAAGCGUCCCAUGGGUGACUACGAGGCCUCUUCUCCUGAGAAGCGCCAGCGCUAG